Molecule: messenger RNA, 4182 nt
Organism: Puntigrus tetrazona (Sumatra barb)
Lineage: Eukaryota; Metazoa; Chordata; Actinopteri; Cypriniformes; Cyprinidae
Gene: zbtb44
Product: zinc finger and BTB domain containing 44
Exons: 6
Molecular function (GO): protein binding
Source: RefSeq, a predicted model, not a curated record
GAAAGGUCAGUCGCACGAGCCCCGUGAAAAGCAUUCUGGGAUACACUAUGUAAACAUCAGCCUCAAACCUGUCAGACGAGAUACCAAUGCAUUUUAUACAUAAUGAACUUUCGAACAGACUCUUUUUUAUGAUUUUGGUAUUUAAUACGAACGGGGCCACUCGACUUCGUGAUUUAUCGGGAUGCGACGAUGCUGUCAAGAAGCGACAGUACUUCUGUGCAAGUGUCAGAAUGCUAGCGGCUAGUUAGCUCGCUGCUGGAUCACAUUCAUGCGCUUAUAGUUGUCUUACAUUUCAACGGAUUCGUCCACUCUUUGUUACCGGCAGUCCAGACUCCUCUUCCUGCUGUGAAGGAUGGGUGUGAAAACCUUCACUCACAAUUCCCCCAACCACAGCCAAGAGCUUUUGGAUAAGCUUAACACCCUACGCAGUGAGGGCCACUUUUGUGAUGUCACCAUCCGCGUACAAGGCCAGAUGUUCUCGGCCCACAAGGUAGUGCUAGCCUGCUGUAGUGACUUCCUUCGGGCGAAGCUGUCUGGGAAGCCGGCUGAAGAAGACACUGUAAUAGCAGGUGAAGAUAACAAACAUGUGCUGGACCUCCAACAUGUGACGGUCGCGGGUUUCGCUCCUCUCCUGGAAUAUGCCUACACGUCCACGCUGUCCAUUAGCACGGAGAACAUCAUCGACGUACUGGCAGCUGCGAGCUACAUGCAGAUGUUUGCGGUGGCCAACACUUGCUCUGAGUUCAUGAAGUCCAGUAUCCUGUGGAACUCAGCAUCCUCGGGAGCAGGAGGUCCUGGAAGCACCCAGCCUCCAGGUUUACACAGACCCCAAGAGACCCCUGAAGGCCACGCGAGCUGCACCCUCGCCCCUGUAGAUGCCCUCUCGCCAUCUCCGGUCUCAUCCGAGUGUAGCGUCCCGGAUCGGCCCAUUCCUGUGUGUCGCGAGUCUAGACGCAAACGCAAAGGCUUUGCGAGCCCGUAACCAGCAUCUUCAACUUCUCCACAGGUCCCCAACCCUUCUCCCUCCUCGUCCUCCUUCCCAGAGAGUUCAGCUCAGGCUCUGGAACCAUCUCUGGCCUUCUCCUGGACGUACCCAUUUGGUGUGGACCGGCGGUUUGCGGCGGAAAAGUCAAAACUACCUGAAGGCCUCCUGGAACCAUCUGGAGCGUCGGGACAGGACUCUAGUGGACGGGCAUUGGUGGAGUAUUUGGCUUGCGAGGGCCCACGCGGCCUGGGUGUGGGAGGUGCAGCAGGGGUGGAGGAGGAGGAAGAAGAAGAUGUGCAGGUAAAGGUGGAGAGGCUGAGUGAUGAAGAAGUGCAUGAAGAAGCUUCUCAACCAGUCAGUGCUCCACACAGCUCUCUGAGUGACCAGCAGACGGUUCCUGGCAAUGAACACACCCAAGAAGAUCUACUCAUUAGCCCUCAGUCCUCAUCCAUUGGCUCCCUGGAUGAGGGGGUGACAGAGGGUCUCCAAUCCAUGCAGGGCACUCCAAACACUACUGGUCACAUGGAAGAGGAUGAGAGGCUGGAGAAUGUCCAGUACCCAUACCACCUGUACAUUAGCCCUUCCACUCGCCCAGGACUCAACGGUCCUGAACGGCCCUUCCAGUGCCCUACGUGUGGCGUCCGCUUCACUCGAAUACAGAAUCUGAAGCAGCACAUGCUCAUCCACUCUGGUAUUAAGCCAUUCCAGUGUGACCGCUGCGGGAAAAAGUUUACGCGGGCUUACUCUCUGAAGAUGCACCGGCUGAAGCACGAAGGUAAACGCUGUUUCCGGUGCCAGAUCUGUAGCGCCACUUUCACUUCCUUCGGUGAAUAUAAACAUCACAUGAGGGUGUCUCGCCACAUCAUCCGCAAGCCUCGGAUUUACGAGUGCAAAACGUGCGGCGCCAUGUUUACCAACUCCGGCAAUUUAAUCGUACACCUGAGGAGUCUCAACCAUGAGGCGUCAGAACUAGCAAACUACUUCCAGACCAGUGAGUUCCUCCUCCCAGACUACUUGAGUCACAUGCAAGAGGAAGAGGGGCUGGGACACUUUGAGAUGAGCGAGCAGACCUUUGAAGCUUCUUCCUCCUCUUCCUCAGUCCAGACACCAGUUAUCUCUCAAGUUUCCUCUACCAUGAACUAUGACAACCACACUUCUGCACCUCCUUCCCAAACCCCAAACCCCAGGUCAGGGAACGGAGGGGAGGCCGCACAAGGGGACCACCCGAAGUCCACCGCUGCUGUUACCUCUCUACAAGACCCAGAGGAAGACGAGGGAGAGAAGGAGAGAGGUGUAAGAAAGAAGAAAAGACUAGUGUCAAUUACGAUUGAGUGAAAUACGUUCCAUACGUGUAAACAUGUAUAAUAACAGUCAAUGUUCUGUUGCACACUCAAUACUUCUGUUGUCGAUGGUUUAUUAUGCUCUCUGAAAAAAAUGUACCAAAGCUGCCAUUGGGGUGAUGGCUUUGAAAAAGUUACACCUUUGUAUUUAUCCAUAAAGAGUGCAUAUUAGUAUCUUAAAAGUAUUAGUACCUAAAAUGUAUAUAUCAGCACCUAUUUUAGUAUCUUCUGAAAGGGUACCACCCCAGUGAUAACUUUUGUACUUUUGUUCUGAGAGUGUAUGUUUUCACAGCUUAUAAACUUGGUGUAAUGCCUUUUAAUUUAUGGGGGUUACUUUAAAUUGUUAUGAAAUCACAUUUGAUUUGGAUUUACAUACAAAUCUCGCUGAAAGAUGAUCAUGGAUCUAAAUUUAAAAAAAGACUUGAACUAAAAAAUGUGACUUUUUAUUAGUAACCCGUUAUCAUCUGUGAUUAUAAUGAAUUUGUUUAAUGGAAGCACAUUUUUUUAUUUAAUUAUAUUUGUAUUCAUAAUAUAGACUUUUUAACCGCUUUGUGGCGGUCUGUCAAAAAAAAAAAAGAAUCUAAUUGUAUACUUUUCGUUGCAUUAUGUUCAGCUAUUACUGAUCUCCUUUAUUACGCGUCUAUUUCUCCUAUUUCAUGUCUGCGCCUUAACUAUCGCAAACUGCCCCUUCCGACUGUAAACAAACCUGUUACAAACCGGGAAGCUUCAGUCCUCUGAGGACCUUUCUGAAAAAUGUGAAAGACUGUGUUACUACUUCCAUGUGUGUGGUUCAGAGCAGAAACAAAACACUGAAUCCGACCGGCACGAAACAGCCGUGUGCAUUGACUGACUAAUCUAAUGUGCUUUAGUGUGUUGUGUUGAAUGCGUGUAUACGUGAAGAGUAGCCCUGUUUUCCCAGCCCUCUUUUCUGCUGUAUGUGUAAUGCUGCUAAAUUUUGUAAACUGUGCCUCUUGCCCAGCUCUCCGAAGCACUCGACAAUUCGAUCUAAAGAGCUGUAUGUGAAUUCUUUGGGUUUAACAUUCUUCUUUUGAUUGUGACAUAUGGAGGAAUUGUCAGAUGGGUCACGUUUUAAUAGAGUGGACGGAAGGUGAUAUUUCCAUAGCCUUUCCCAUUUUAUUGCUGUUGGAAUUAUACUAUGGAAUUUUCUCCAUAGCUUGACGCCAUAGUUGUAUGUGCCUAAUAUUCUCCCCAAACAAAGUUUAUGAACACCUUGUGACUAUGGCAGGAGCCUUGAGCGAAGAUGUAACUCGAUUGCGACUUUGGAAUAUGUAGCAUUUGUUUUGUUCGGUAUAGUCGUAGCGAUCGCGUAUCUUCGCUUCCUUCGUGUGAUAUUGCACCUGGCAAUCAGUCAGUCUCGAAGCUGCUCCAUUCCAAUAUGAUUUUGUAGGGAACAAAAAGUUUUAAUAAGCGUUGUGCAAUAUUGUUUUGGAUGAUACACGUGGUCCAAAAUUAAAACCUUUUAUACUGCAGUGGACAAUGAGCUGAAUGACUGAAGAUAAUGAAAUACAGGAGGGGGGGCGAAAAGGCUAAAGCGCGUGCCCUGCGAUAAACCGUUCAUAUGAAUUGUCAGUGUACAAACAAUGAUAGAAAUCACAUUGUAUUACAAAAAAAAACUUGGUUGCAAUAUCUUUCUCUGAUGUCAUUUCCCUCGAGACGGUCUCCUGCUUAUCUCACUCUCUCCAUUUUUGCGACCGCCGGCUGUAAGCUCAAACUCAAUUACUUCAUAGUCUGAGAGUUUGUAGUGACGCAUUUAUCCAUAAGACGAUAUUGGCUGUCUGUCCCAGAUUGCUCUUUGUGCUACUUGCAUGUUUUCCGUGCAAAAAGAAAUAUGGGGGG